CGUCGGUGUCGGUUGCGUUUUUUUUUCGCGCGCGCUCGCGGUCGCAAGAAGGGCGCCGUUCAGCGCGUGGUGAUUCGCUCUAACAACACGCACUCGUCCAAGUGAAGAGGUGCCGAACGCAGGAGCCGCGUAUUUAUUUCCAAUCCGAGUGGAUCGAUCGUCUCUUCCCGAGUGCGUCCGAUCGCGCGGAUCCCUCUUAAUUUUGCUGUGUAAUACUGAUUGUGUAUCAUCAUUGGGAUUAUCAAGGUGGCGGAUUCUAGUGCGACGUACGGACGGACACGCAUACAUACGUACAUACAUAUACGCUCGUACGCACGCAGCGCGACGAGAGUAAACAUAGAACAGAGAGCAUUCCGUGUCUAAAUGCUGUACGGCCUGUGGCGUGAUUAACAUUGACCGAGGUACCAAAGAAAGUGUCAAGAUUGAGCAAGUCGUUGUUCCGUCCGGCGGCGAUCUCGCCAAAAUUUGGAGGAUGCUGAUGCCGGGUGCCGCGGGUCUCGGUGUGGGCGCCGUGGGUGCCGUGGGUGCCCCAGCGCCCGACGAAUUGGUACAAGGGCUGGGAGCCCUGGCGGGUACUACGCCGCAGCAAAAGGACACAACAUGGACGAAGCUGUUCGUCGGCGGCCUGCCCUAUCAUACCACCGAUAAGAGUCUCAGGGAACAUUUUAACGUUUACGGAGAUAUCGAAGAAGCGGUCGUCAUCACGGACAGACAGACUGGCAAAAGCAGAGGCUAUGGCUUUGUAAUUAUGGGGGACAGACCGGCGGCGGAGAGAGCAUGCAAAGAUCCUAAUCCCAUCAUCGAUGGUCGCAAGGCAAACGUCAACUUGGCCAUUCUCGGAGCUAAACCCAGGGGCAAUUUGCAAACGACAUUCCCGUUCGCUACAGGCAUCCGGGCCGGUUAUCCAGCAGUACUUCCUGGCCAAUACGGGGUACCACCAGGCUACGUGUACCAGUCACCCUACCUGGCCGCCGCGGCGCCAGGUGGUUUGGUACCACUUCCGGCGACGCAGUUGAGCCACGCAGCCGCUGUUGCCGCGGCAUCGCAGUUCUACGAGUACCAGAAUGCGGCGGCGGCCGCCGCGACCUACCCGGGCACCUCGUACAACUUCGCCGAGGCGUACCCGUACACGACCGCGGCCGCGGCUGGUACGUGUUUGAAUAGUGUCCAGAGUAAGGGUAGCAACUACCCGUUACACCAUCACCAUCAACACCACCAACAGCAGCAACAGCAGCAGCAAAACGGUCCCGCGACAGCGUUGGCGCAUCAGCAACGGCUGGAGAAAGCUCUCCUACCGCAAUUUCUGCCGUCCGUGCUGCGUGAUUACGCUAACGCAGCGGCGGCGGGUUACGUAGCACCAUACACCUAUGCCACAUUACCAGGUGCCGCGGGUUUGCCGGCAGCGGCUGCAGCGGCGGCAACAGCAGCUGGAGCGGCUUUCCCAGGCCUGCCGUAUCAGACGACACCUCAGGAGGCCAGAUUGCAAUAAAGCACUUUCGACAUUAGAUCAUCACGAGACAGUUGUAGCCGAGCCUUCUUACGUGACAGAAAUGAAGCGAGGGAUGCGGAGGGGAGCUGCGCUAAACGUACUCGAUCUCGCCAUCUUUGGGUGAUCGGCUCGUUAGCUUCCUCCGUUUCAGUUAUUUUUUCCACGAGACUUUUGCGUUCCCGCUCGUGUCUCGCAAAUUAAUCCAAGUACCUCUACGAGAACCGUGAAGAGAAUGAGAUCUGACGAAGCGCCAGCUCCCUCAGAAUCGACGAUCCGCUGCUUCUUCUCUCGCUAAGUCUGUAUAAUCUGUAUUCUUCCUUUCUCGCUUCCCUGAUUUUUAAUUUUCCUCUUCUUAAUUUCUUUCCUGAAACCGAUAUCGGCCCGCUCUCGGUCAAUAUUUUGUGAAAUUUUAGAAAAGAUUCUACGAUUUUUGAGAGAGCCUACGAUUACGACGAUUAUUUAUAGCGAACUCGAGUAAGUUUGUUCGAGAAAAUUAUCCUCGAUCAAGUCGGAAUUUGAGAGCCGAAAAGGACUUGAUUGAAUGCGCUUAUGACCUGCAUUCAAGAGUUAUAUGCGCGAAAAAACGCCCGCUAGGUUUUUGGGCACAAUGCUGUUUUGUAAGAUUUCUAUUUCGAAAUAUUACAACGAGAUGAGGCGAUGUAUCGAAUGUGAUCGCGUGUUCUGAUUUUUGAAAUCUAACUUUCUUAAAAUUCAAGCUCAUCGAGAUUAUAAUCAUACUAGUUCCUUGCUCCUAUCAAUUUCCAUCGGUGGUUCCUAAAUCGGACGCAUUGCUCACGCGACUUCUUUGACAGCCAAUCUUAACAGAGUGUCAGUCAAACGAUGUAUUCGUGAAUUUUCUCUCUCAUAGCUGCGACACAAUCUGUCUUCAACAAAGAUUAGACACGAAUGCGUUAAAUUAAAAAUAUUAAUAAAAUUAAUGUGAGAGGUCUAGUAGCAUAAUUUCGGAAUUAUUUAUAUUCAGGAUUAGAGAUGCAUAGAGAAAGCAAUGUGUUUUAAUUUUUAGGUAAAUUUUCAAUAGAUCUUAAAAACUCUACGCGGUAAACAAGAUUUCUAGUAUUAUAAGCUAUUAGGUUAUAUUUUCAGGCGUUUUCCGAAGCGAUAAAUAAACAAGAAAUUAUGAAAUUGCGUUUAAUCUAUAAUAGGUCGAUUUUUAGGAUAAUGUUUAGGAUGGUAUUCAUAAUCGUUCGGCGCACAAUUGCUUAUACCAGAUUAAUAACAUAGAAAUAAUAGGCAAAAUAAUAAAAAAUUUACAGUGAAAUGGAACUAACAUCAGUUUCUUCGUCAUUGUUAUCGUCUUAAAUGAUGUUUGAUUUACUUUUGAUUGAAAAACUAUCGAGAAAAUUAGCCGUUAAAUGCCUGCAAUUUCUCCGCUGAUUUCAAGGACGAGUUUCAUUUUUAUUUUUUUUUCAUCCAGCACAAUCAAGAAUUCUUCGAGAUUGCUAAGAAUUCGCUGAUUUUUUUUAGAGUUCUUUCUGAAUACAAAUUUCUCAUCAAUACAAGCAUAUAUAUGUCGAUACAUGCAUAUAAUUAAAUGCUGAUUAAAU
Messenger RNA from Camponotus floridanus (Florida carpenter ant), 3054 nucleotides. Its product is annotated as RNA-binding protein 24. Gene Ontology annotation, cellular component: cytosol. Bases 473 to 1489 code for a protein of 338 amino acids. Gene Ontology annotation, molecular function: RNA binding. The record is from RefSeq and is a predicted model, not a curated record. NCBI's taxonomy places the organism in Eukaryota, Metazoa, Arthropoda, Insecta, Hymenoptera, Formicidae. The transcript has 6 exons.